AUUGGAAAGAAUCUUCCUGUCAAGAAAUCAAUCCCAAACGUUGAUAAAGUGAUUGUUGUUGCCUCAGGGAAAGGAGGUGUUGGUAAAUCAACAGUUUCUGUUAACCUGGCGCUUGCCCUUCAGAAGCUCGGAAAUCGUGUUGGGAUACUAGAUGUUGAUAUAUUUGGACCAUCCAUACCCAAACUGCUAAAUCUAUCUGGGGAACCAAGGCUUUCAGAUGAUGGCAGGUUACUACCCUUGAGUAAUUAUGGAUUGGAAUCAAUGUCGAUGGGCUAUCUUAUUCCUCCUGAAAAUGCAGUUGUUUGGAGAGGCUUAAUGGUUAUGAAGGCCUUACAGCAAUUGUUAUUUGAGGUGAAGUGGAAUAAAUUGGACUAUUUGGUUAUCGAUAUGCCACCAGGUACAGGUGAUACACAACUAACAAUCAGCCAACAAGUUAAGGUCGAUGGAGCAGUUAUUGUUUCGACUCCACAAGAUAUAGCAUUGAUCGACGCAGUCAAGGGUAUCACAAUGUUCAACAAAGUUAAUAUACCGAUUAUAGGGCUGGUUCAAAACAUGAGCUACUUUUUAUGUCCAAAUUGUAACCAUGAAUCCCAUGUCUUUGGUACAGAUGGUGCUUUAAAAGAAGCCAAGAAGCAAAAUUUGAGACUUUUGGGAUCUAUUCCACUGAAUGAAGAGAUUUGUUUACAAUCAGAUAAAGGAAAACCCGUGGUGGUUUCUCAUAUUGACAAAGACCCUUUAACAAAACCAUAUUUUGAUAUUGCACAAGAAGUUUUGAAGUUUGUGGAUCAGGACUAG
Messenger RNA from Hansenula anomala, 795 nucleotides. Its product is annotated as Mrp/NBP35 family ATP-binding protein. NCBI's taxonomy places the organism in Eukaryota, Fungi, Ascomycota, Saccharomycetes, Phaffomycetales, Wickerhamomycetaceae. The transcript has 3 exons. The annotation marks the transcript as partial. Gene Ontology annotation, molecular function: ATP binding; 4 iron, 4 sulfur cluster binding; ATP-dependent FeS chaperone activity. Gene Ontology annotation, biological process: iron-sulfur cluster assembly; mitochondrial respiratory chain complex I assembly. Gene Ontology annotation, cellular component: mitochondrion. The record is from RefSeq and is a predicted model, not a curated record.